Messenger RNA from Zalophus californianus (California sea lion), 5081 nucleotides. RefSeq names its product dihydropyrimidinase like 5 (gene DPYSL5). Bases 473 to 2167 code for a protein of 564 amino acids. Gene Ontology annotation, molecular function: hydrolase activity, acting on carbon-nitrogen (but not peptide) bonds, in cyclic amides. The transcript has 14 exons. The record is from RefSeq and is a predicted model, not a curated record. Gene Ontology annotation, cellular component: cytosol; cytoplasm. NCBI's taxonomy places the organism in Eukaryota, Metazoa, Chordata, Mammalia, Carnivora, Otariidae.
CACUCUCCUUUCCCUCUCGGACCCCAGCCCUGCAGCAGGGCCUGUCGGGAGUUGUAGUCCCAAGGCGGCGGCCGCGCGCGGCGGCGAAGAUGCGGGGCACCGCCUGUCCCCGCCUCCCCCUAACCUGCUAGCGCGAGGUGGGGAGCAUUGGGGAGGAGGCGUCGGGUCGGUGAUUGGCCGAGGCCGCCUCCAGCCCCCACCCACGUCCCCUCCCCAGCUCCCGGCUUCCGACUCCAGCGCCCCGCGCGCCAAGGCGGCGAUCGAGCGAGCGCGCGUGCAGCCGCCGCCGCCCCGAGCACCCGCAGCUCCCGCGCCGCGGCGAGACCGAGGAGAGACGGACCGACCGACGGACCCUCGCAGCCGCAGCAUCCCGGAGGACUCUGAAGCCUGAGAAGUCCAAGAUCAAGGUGCUGGCCAAUUCACUUGCUGGUGAGGACUCUCCGCCUGGCUUGCAGAUGACUACCUUCUGAACAUGCUUGCCAAUUCAGGCAGCGUGAGGAUUCUCAUCAAGGGAGGCAAGGUGGUGAACGAUGAUUGCACCCACGAGGCUGAUGUCUACAUCGAGAAUGGCAUCAUCCAGCAGGUGGGCCGUGAGCUCAUGAUCCCUGGAGGGGCCAAGGUGAUCGAUGCCACUGGGAAGCUGGUGAUCCCUGGAGGCAUUGACACCAGCACCCACUUCCAUCAGACCUUCAUGAACGCUACAUGUGUGGAUGACUUCUACCACGGGACCAAGGCGGCGCUAGUUGGAGGAACCACCAUGGUCAUCGGCCACGUCCUGCCCGAUAAGGAGACCUCCCUGGUGGACGCCUACGAGAAGUGCCGGGGUCUGGCCGACCCCAAGGUCUGCUGUGACUACGCCCUGCACGUGGGGAUCACCUGGUGGGCACCCAAGGUGAAAGCAGAAAUGGAGACACUGGUAAGGGAGAAGGGUGUCAACUCGUUCCAGAUGUUCAUGACCUACAAAGACUUGUGCAUGCUCCGGGACAGUGAGCUUUACCAAGUGUUGCACGCUUGCAAGGACAUUGGAGCGAUCCCCCGAGUCCAUGCUGAGAAUGGGGAGCUCGUGGCCGAGGGUGCCAAGGAGGCGCUAGAUUUGGGUAUCACAGGCCCAGAAGGAAUCGAGAUCAGCCGCCCAGAGGAGUUGGAAGCUGAAGCCACUCACCGAGUUAUCACCAUUGCAAACAGGACUCACUGCCCGAUCUACCUGGUCAACGUGUCCAGCAUCUCGGCCGGUGAGGUUAUCGCAGCUGCUAAGAUGCAAGGGAAGGUUGUGCUGGCCGAGACCACCACGGCGCAUGCCACGCUGACCGGCUUACACUACUACCACCAGGACUGGUCCCACGCGGCCGCCUACGUCACGGUGCCUCCGCUGAGACUGGACACCAACACCUCAACCUACCUCAUGAGCCUGCUGGCCAAUGAUACUCUGAACAUUGUGGCAUCAGAUCACCGGCCUUUCACUACGAAGCAGAAAGCUAUGGGCAAGGAGGACUUCACCAAGAUCCCGCAUGGAGUGAGUGGUGUGCAGGACCGCAUGAGCGUCAUCUGGGAGAGAGGAGUGGUUGGAGGAAAGAUGGACGAGAACCGUUUUGUGGCCGUUACCAGCUCCAAUGCAGCAAAGAUUCUCAACCUGUAUCCCCGCAAGGGCCGCAUCAUCCCUGGAGCCGAUGCCGACGUGGUAGUGUGGGAUCCAGAAGCCACCAAGACCAUUUCAUCCAGCACCCAGGUGCAGGGAGGAGACUUCAACCUGUACGAGAACAUGCGCUGCCAUGGCGUCCCGCUGGUCACCAUCAGCCGUGGGCGAGUCGUGUACGAGAACGGCGUCUUCAUGUGUGCUGAGGGCACUGGCAAGUUCUAUCCCCUGAGGUCCUUCCCGGACACUGUCUACAAGAAGCUAGUCCAGAGAGAAAAGACCUUAAAGGUUAGGGGAGUGGACCGUACGCCCUACCUGGGGGAUGUAGCCGUCGUUGUGCAUCCUGGGAAAAAGGAGAUGGGCACGCCGCUCGCAGACACCCCCACCCGGCCCGUUACCCGACACGGGGGCAUGAGGGACCUUCAUGAGUCCAGCUUCAGCCUCUCUGGUUCUCAAAUCGACGACCACGUUCCAAAGCGAGCUUCGGCUCGGAUCCUCGCUCCCCCCGGAGGCAGGUCAAGCGGCAUUUGGUAAAGGCACCGACCAGCCCCCCAAGUGAGGACGCACCACUGCCACCAGCCCGCACACCCUCCGGCCACGGCUGCAGGGGGCGGGAGAGGCUGGGCCGGGCGGCACACCACCUGAGGGGGCCACGGGACCCGGGGAGCCCUCCCCAUGUCUGACCCGUGAUUCACUGUGCUUCGAGCCAACCCUAACAGGCACUUUGAGAUGUGUUCCUCCCGCUGCAGUCCUUUCCUGCCUCGGCCCCGGCAGGCUUUUUCGGGGGCCCAGGAAAGCCACACUAUGCACCGAGCCCACUGCAUAGAGCCCGGCCCAGCCCCUCCUCUCACCCCCCGCUCCACAUGCUGGCCUUCAGUGCCCUGCCCCCUGGCCGACCCACCAGCUGUCCGGAGCACUUUAGCAGGUGGGUGUUGGAGGAAAAGGACCCCUCCCCCGCAGGAGGCCCUGUGGUCACUUUUCCCAAGUCAGACAGCUGUUGGCUUCCCAGCCAUGCCCAGGGUGUCCCGUUCCUCCUGACUCAACGCUGGGCCCCGUGUGCGUGUUCUGGGGACACUCUGCACCCCUUUGCCAGCUUCUUCCUCCUCCCACCCCAGCCUCUGGGAGUCACAGGCCCCGAAGGGCUCGCUGGGCAGGGCACAGGGCUGGUGCCAGGCACGUGUACAUGAUUUUGUUUUGCACGUUUGGUUUGCGCAGUGGUUUGGUUUGACUUGUUUGUGCAUCCUGUGAAGAAUAACGGUGCUUCGUGUCACUAGCAUAGCAUAGAAACAGGAGUAGUUGUGGACCUUAAGAGACGCUGCACUCGACGCCGACCAGACAGCCCAGGGCACAGACCAGGAGCGGGCUGAGGCGCCGGGCUCACGGGCCCUUCUUCUCCCCACCCGGAGUCUUCCAGGCUGCCGCGGCCCUGUCCCAGGCCCUCCUCCCAUCCCCCCCCCCACAAUCCUGGGGGUAGUUGUCUACAUUCUGGGAGGGGCCAGUAAGCCAGCCCUGGGGACCUCCGGGGAGCAGAGUCGCCCCUCCCAGCACUAACACCCCCAAACACCCGGCUUCCUAUAAACUCCCCCCGCUGGACAGAGGCCCAGCCGCUCCUCCCGUGUGAUUGGCAAGAGGCCUCACGCCUGCUAAGAGAGGGGGAGCAGGACUCGGGAGUGAGCGGGCUAGAGGCUGGGCCAGCGGCACCAGGCCGGAGAACCCACAUUGCUGCGCAGGUGCUGUGGCCUCCUGGGGUCAACACCUCCCCUGUCCCUGCUUGUGGCCUUCGUCCCCUCCCACGUCCAGCUGGGCUCUCCCUGCCUCGGAUGCUCCGGGAGGUUUCCAAGGAAAUGCUAGAGGCUGGGUGAUCAUCCACCCUGAGUGAGCUGGGAGGCAUCCCAGCCGCCUGCCCUUCUUAAGCCUUUCCGUCCAGGCAGGGAAGUGAUUUCAUAUUGCACAUUCGCUUUGCGCACCCCACGCUUGCCCUGGGGCUCUUGGGCUGGUGGUCCUACCCUGCACAUUUCUUCAGUGCUUUACAAGCUUUCAAAGCACUUCAUAUACGAGCCCUCGAUUGCUCCGCCCGACUGCAGAGCAUGUUAUUCUCCCCAUUUCACAGACGAGGCCCAGAAAAUUUAGGCCUUCUGACCCCACGAGUGUCCAUGACGGCCCUUAAGAGCUUGGCUUGUCUACCCCAGCGUGGAAAGGAAGAGGGGGGGAUGUCUCUUGUAGACCCCACCCGAGAAUUGAACCAUCCAGAAGACUUACUCCCUUGGUAGGCAUUCUGCUUUGUUUUGCACAGGUAGAUAGAUCUUUCUUACAAACCAGCUGACGCCUAUUCACUGUCUGAGCCAGAACUAGUUAAAUGUUGGGGGGCUUGCCCUAUGGCUUGAGCUGCCUCCACAUCCUCCCUUCUCCCUUCUUGCUCAUCUUCCUCACUUAGGAGCUGAAAGGACAGAGACGGUACCCCAGGGAGCAGAGGCAACAAAGGCACUCACGGGGGGUGGCAGCCACGGGGACAGUAGGUAGAAAUAUGGGCCUGGGAAACCAUGACACGGACCCCUCAGUACAACGCACAUCAUCUUCUUUACCCCAGCCCGUUGCUGGGUCAUGGGCCUUGGGCAGAUGCCAAAGAGCCAAGCAGUGGUGGCAGCCAGAGGGCACAGCAUCCCUGCUUGGGCUAAGAAAGCUUUACCUUCUCUGAGUGCCUCCGCCCGAGAGAUGCAUGGUCCAUGGGAUGGCUCUGGGAGACCACAUCUUGGAGUGGUCCACAGUAGACCUUCCACUUCAUCUUACUUGCCCCACACACACAUAGCCCCCGAUCCUUUCACAGACCCCGCCCUUGCCCAGGAGCUUCUAGAUGAAAACCAGAAGGAGGUUCAAGGGACCAAAGGAACGGUCAGCCCCACCCCCCACCCCCCACCCCCCACUCCUUGCCCCUGCGCAGAGCUCCGGCCAGCUCCAUCAGCAGCCCCACCGCUCCUGGUUGGAAUGACGAGGGUCUCUGGUUGCCCUGAACGCAGCUCUCAAACUGGUCCUGUACUUGCUGAAUAAAUACUGUUGUUCUUGCCUUAGCUGCUCUCUAGGUUUGUGGGAUUAAGUUACCAGAAAAUCGUGCUACCGUGUGUGCGUGUGUGCGUGUGUGUAGUGCUAGGAGUCCACAGUAGGUCUCUGUCAAGCCAAUGACGUGAUGAGGGCUUUUCCGAUACUGACCCAGAAACCACAGAAGCACGCGAAAACCCAAACCCCCUCCAGCUGCCCCGGGCGGCAGGCACAGCCUGGGGGCGGGAUGGAGCCUCCAGCACCCAAGUGACUUCUCACUCCUCUGUAACCGUCAUGGUGCUAAGAUUGUGUCAACCCCAAGACGACACAUGGUCCUGUGCUUUGGCCACCUGUUUGAGGCAAAGACAAAACAGCCCGACACAUUGUGUUCUGGUGCAGGUUUGUAUUAAACUGU